AUGUCUAGCAUCAACGACUCCCCCGUACAGUCCCCCGCGCCCGCGUCUGGUCCCGGAGAGGACGGUGGCUACCCCGAGCAGAGGCACGCUGGUGCCGUCGGCUACGGUCCAGAAUAUAUGAAAGGAGCGACGACAGGCGACAAGCUUACGGGCAUGAAAGAGGAGGUGAAGGGCAAGCUCUUCCGCAAGCCCGACCUCGUCGAGCACGGCCGCGAGAUGCGCACCGGCGAGCUCAAGAAGAAGCAGCAGGAGGAUGACGCCAACCCCUUCGCCAACGCGAAAGAGGACGACAGCGAGAAGCCCGCCGCUGGGGUACAGCGGCAGGCGAGCGGCGCGUCGGGCACGCAGUCUCAGACUCCAGACGCCCCGAACCCGAACUCGUCGUACCCGCCCGCGAUGUCCGACACCACGCACGCGUCGGACAAGGGCGCGCGCGAGCAGGCUGCCGCGACCGCGCCCGAGGGCACCGAGAAGGCGCAGCGGCAGAAGACGGGCGGUAACGCGGACAACGUCUCGUACAUCGGCUGA
Molecule: messenger RNA, 528 nt
Organism: Trametes versicolor FP-101664 SS1
Lineage: Eukaryota; Fungi; Basidiomycota; Agaricomycetes; Polyporales; Polyporaceae
Exons: 3
Coding region: 1-528 (175 amino acids)
Source: RefSeq, a predicted model, not a curated record